Molecule: messenger RNA, 624 nt
Organism: Thecamonas trahens ATCC 50062
Lineage: Eukaryota; Apusomonadida; Apusomonadidae
Exons: 1
Coding region: 1-552 (183 amino acids)
Source: RefSeq, a predicted model, not a curated record
AUGGCUGGACCGGGCGGGUCAGGGCAGUCUGCAGGACCAUCGCAGAUGCAGCAGGCACCUGCCCCGCACAUGAUGCUUGCCAAGCGCAAGUAUUACUUUCGGAAGAAGUCCCUCUCCAUUGGUGACUACUUUCUGGCGCUCAAGAAGGAGCGACAACCGCGGCCGAUUGUGUCUGUGACGGGCAAGACAAAGAUGUGGUGGGCUGUCGACGGCUACGGGGUGCGGCUUCUUGCCCGCGAUCAGGGCUAUCGUAUUGUGGGCGAGGGCGGUGAUGUGUAUGGCGAGGGCCGGCGGGAUGGCGUCAAGGCGUACGAAGUCGAGUACGAUGGAGUAGUGAUGCGGGUGACGGGCAAGUUUGAGACCAAGGGCUCGGCCAAGCAUGUGCUCAACUUGGCGCUUGCCGACGGCAGCAAGGUGGGCAAGGUGCAGUACAAACGUCGCAAGGGCGGGUGGAUUGCAAACAUGGCAUGCGAGUUUGAUGCUAUCCACUUUGUGCUUGCCAUGGUGUACAUCAACAAGUGCGGCGCACUAUCAGUGUACGGCGACGACUAGUAGCGGCCGGGCGGCGAGCUACGGAGUCUUGGAGAGGAACAGGACGCGCCAGCCGCCGAUGAGGCGGAGGAG